UGCAGUAUAUCCGGCCCCUCGGUGCUCUGCUCUCCUCACCACACUACCGCUCCCGCCUGGCUUCUGUACCGCUACCAUCGCCACCACUACCACUGCCACCAUCACCAGUCCCUUUUGUUUGUGAUGACGCGGUGGUGCCGGCGGGCGUGUGUGUCGUGGGCGUGAGCAAGGCAUACAGACUGUCGCACGUGCUGGCUUCUGUGACAGUAGCUGGAGGCGGCGGUGUUCCUUGGGGCUUGGCGUAUUCGAGGUGCGCCAGAUUGAAGAAAAGGUAUGUAGAUGCGUCACGGAGCAGCGAAGGAAUGAAAGCUGGGUGUAGGACACCGAGCAAGGGGCGGGGGCCACAGCAGGGAGGCGGCCUUAGGCACCUCAAGAUGCCCCCCGUCAAGAAGACUUCCAACGCCACCAAGUUUAAAGCAAAGACAACCAAGAAGGAGAGUGUGGUGAACCCCAGCACUCUGCGGAGGACCAGCGAGGGCCGGACACCCACCAAGCGCUCCUCCUCUUCCUCCUGCAGCGAGUCUUCUCCAAAGUCUUCAUCAGGAGUGUCCUCACGAAGCAGGUCCUCCAACUCCAGCAGCCUGUCCCCCAGCAGAGCACCCAGCAGAGUCACAGGCAGAUCCCCAGCUCGCAGGUCUUGUGGCAGAUCUCCAAACAGAGGAGCUGAUAGUGCCAAAGUGAAUGGAAAAGGGGCCAGGGCUGCACAAAAGGGAGAUGCAGGCACCUCCAAACUGUCAAAAAUUGCAGAGAACGCUGGUGGUAGUCUUAAGACCAAAGCAAUAUCUGAGAAAAAGCAGGACUUGGCUAAGACGAAGAAAACCACUUCCUCUGAUAGCAACAAGUCAGCCUCACAAAGUGCCAAAGUGUCGCCUGCAGAGAAAGGAAAAAAGUCCUCCCCAAAGUGUCGACGUAACUCUGAGUCCAAGACUGAGGGCAAUGCAAAGUCCAGUGAUGAGAAGGAGGAGAGUGAUAGAGAUGGAAAGAAAAAGACUACUAAGAAAACAAAAUAUGCCUCUGCCUCUGAGAAACAAGAAAGUGACAAGGACCUAAAAAAGAAAACAAAGAAAAGUGAGGACAAAAAAGGGGAUACUGACAAGGUGACCAAAAACAAAUCAAGGAAAAGUGAUGAGAAAAAUGACACGGAAUGUGAGAGCAAAAGAAAAUCAAAGAAAGGUGCAGAUAAAGUGUGUGAAAGUCCAGGAAAAGUGAAAGAAAGCAAGAUAAAGGAGGAAAAAGAUGAUACUGAGGGACAGACCAAAGAGGAGUGUGAAAAGGACAGGAAACAGAAAGACGACAGUGAUAAAGAUGCAAAGAAAAGAGAUGACCAGAAAAUGAAUAAUGUGAAAGACGAAAAUGAAUUAAACAUAAAGCAGGAAAGUGACGAGGUUAACAAGAAAAACGAUGACAGUGACAAACAGCCAGAAAAGAAGAAAGGAAAAAAACUCACAGUGGACGAUGAUGAGGAGAAGGAGGACACUAAGGGUCGAAAAAUGAAGGAAGACAAGAGUGAAGGAAGAAAAACAAAUGAUACGGGAGAUUCCUCAGUUGUGAAGUCUGAAAAAGAACCUGCAUCCUUGAAUAAAGAUGGCAAACUGUCUUCUCCGGGAAAACGUGACAAAGCAGGUAAAGGUGAAGCCAAAGACAUGAUUGAGGAUGGGAGCUCUAACACAAGCAAGCCAAAGAAGAAGAGUGCAGUGAAGAAGAUCCUUGCCAGCGAGGGAGAGAACGGCUACAUCAAGGAGGAGAAGGAGAAGAAGCCUGCUGCCAGCAAGAAGGACAGCCUAGCACACAGUGAAGGAAAGGAAAGAAAUAAAUCUCUCUCUUCUUCCCAGGAAACACUUGUGCCCAAAAAGCGAGGGAGGCCUAAAGGAAGUAAGAAUAAGAGGAAGAAUGAUGGCUUACCACCUGCAAGGGUCAAGAAGGACAAACAGAAGACAGAAAAGAAACAGAGCAUAGGAAAAGUCACCAAGAGUAAGAAGGAGAGGAGCGAGUUCUCCUUCUCUGAGAGUGAGGGCGAGAGAGAGGAGAAGAUGGUCAAGCUAAAGAAGGGAAGCAAGACCAAGCACAAGAUAUGCGAAGAGAAGGAAGUGCUUGAUGAUGAGGAGAAUUCAAGCUCUGAUAGCUCUUCAUCUGAUGAGGAAAGCCCCAAUUCCUUCAAGGGUAUCAGCAAGGCAAAACUCUAUGGGGGACACACUGACUAUCCCAAGAAAGUCGUCAUUGGGGGCAAAGUGUACAAACUGAAACGUGAGACUCCAAAAUCUCGACUCAACAGCAAGAAAGCACCAAGCAAAUUUCAUCAAAACAGUAAGAUAAAGAAACACUCGGUUCAUGUUUUCGAUUCAGAAGAGGAAAGUGAGAGAGACAUGGAGGUCAACAAGAUUGUCAAGAUGAGGUCAGACUACAGUGAAAGCAGUGACUCUGAGAUCAUUAAAAAACCUAAGAAACCCAGUGAUUGUCUUAAUGAGGAAACCAGUUAUGAUGACAUGUCAGAUGAUGAUGAGGAUUGGGGAACUAGAAAGCCUCGUAAAAGGCAGACAAAGAAGGCCAGGACUAGGAAAGGAAUGAUGCCAUUGAAAAAUAACUUAACAGAAAGAAUGAGUGAGAAAAGUGAUGAUGAUAAGGAUGAUGACACUGAUGAAGAGGAGGAGGAAGAAGAGGAGGAGGAUGGGGAUGAUUAUGGGACCCUCAAAUCAAACAGAAGAGGACCGAUGAACAGUAAAGAAGGAGUAAUGAGGAAUAAAAGAAGCAGCACAAACCAAAAAAGGGCCAAAGAAAUACUGCCUCCCAAACGAAAUCUGAAAUCAGAAUCAUCAGAAGAAGAAAAUGAUGAAGAAGAACAAGAUGUGAUCAAAAAGUCUCACAAAAAGCUGUCCUACAAAAACUCGAGCAGAGCCCACAAAAAGUCUUCCAAAGAUGCAUCUCACGUAGCUGUUAAGAAAUCCAAGAAAGUCACAUUCUUCAAGAAAAGUUCCAGAAGCAAGGAUGAUUCUUCUGAAGAUGAGGAAAGUGACAAGGAAAGUGACAGUGAGUAUGAGGCACACUCCAGAAAGAGGACUGGGAAGGGGACUCUGAAGACCAAGAAACACAUCAAGAACAACAAAAGGAACAUGAACCCAGCACCCCCCCGGCGAGCGAAAAGGAUGGCCAGCCUCAAUGCCCGGGCCAUGAUGCACUGCAUGAAUGAGGACGCCAGGAUCCCCCUCCCCACCCUGCCUGUCUCCACUGCCAAGAACGACAACAUGGCACUCAUCCUCAGGGACCCAGUGAUCCAUGACACCCACUCGGAGGAGUCUGAUGAGGAGGACAGGGACUACGACUCUGAUGAUGACAAACGUGGCAAACGGAGGAAGAACAUCAAAAGGAAAAACGAGGAAGAAAAUGAAAAAAAAGUGAAAAUUAAAAGGAAACGAAGGAGAGGAGAGUUGGACGUUCACAUGGACAUGCGUGAUAUGGUGGUCACCAAGCGUAUGGCCAGCCUCAACGCCUCAGCCAUCAUGGCUGCCAGUUAUUCCAGCGAGUCCCGCAAGAGGAAUCCAACAGCAACCACCACGAGCUCCUCGGCUGAAAGUGAAAUAACCAAUGUUGACAUAAAGAGAAAAAUCUCAGUCAAGUCUACCAAGGAACGAAACACAACCACCAGCAGUGUCAUCACUGUGGAGGAAACCACCAAGAAGGUGAAGAAAGCCCAGGGCAGCAGGGAAACGGAGGUGGAGGAGCACAUCAUCGUCAAGAAAAAGGUCAAGAGGCAAGGAGGCACAGACUCGGACCAAGAGGACGGCAACGCCACCGACAACUCAGAACUUGCAAGUGACAUUUUGACGAGAAGUUCUGAAGAACCAAAGGGAAUGAUGGAGGAGUCGACCUGUACCUUCAUCACCACCCACACCCCGACAGCUCCCCAGACUGUGACCAUCUCAGGGGAGAGCACAUACUGCAUCACCUCCAGCGAUGGCAAGACCACCACCAUGGUGAAACAAGUGCAGCGCAAAACCACCACCACCGGAGGCUCCACCACCUCAGCACCCCCCACUGCCUGCAUUCCACCCACCCACCACGUGCAGCCUCAGCCACAGAACAACAACUACCCCAUGGCAGCACAGAAGCCUGACAACUACAGUCCCCUGGGUGCCCUGUCCACCAUGCAGCCUGUCAUGAGUCCUGGAGGCACCCCACACCACCACCACCAUCACCACCACCACCACCAGCCACAUCCACCUCCACACCACCAGCCUCCUCCACCCAUCCACCCGUCACACCUACCUCCUCCCCAUCUUCAGCCCCCUCACCACCAUCCCCCAUCACACCACCCACCUCCCCAUGCAUCCCCACACAGCUAUCCUCAGUCUCACCACCACCAUCCUCACCAUCAGCCAUACCAUCCACCCCCAUCCAGCCACCCCCACCCCACCUCUGGUCCGCCAGGGCACCACUGUGGGUAUCGGCCCCCUCCCCAGACGCCCCCGAGUGGAAGCAGUGGAGCGGCAGGCGGCUCCUGUCAGGGGAAUCACCCUCCCUCUGUGGUGGGUCCCCCCAUGGUGGGCCCAUAUCCUAGUCACUCCUCCCCAGGGUAUGUGGCCCCAGGACACACAGUAUCACCUGGCCACUCCACCCAUCCCCCCCAUCACUCCCCCAAGCAGAUGGCCUCCCCAAACCAAGUGUCUCCAAGCAUAAAGAGUCCACAAGGAGGCAGCGGAGGCCCUCAUCCCUCCAAUGGCUCCCAGCGGCCCGCUCCACUCACUGCUGGCCAAGUGGAGCGGCACCACUCUGCCUUCACGGCUCCGGCACCCUCAACUCACUCCCCGGCAGCAUCUACUCCUGCAGGCUACCAGCCAGUGAGUGGGCCCAUGCCAGUCAAACCGAAUUACACAGCCACCACCUCUGAUGGCUCCGGCCCCUACAAGGCUCCCAAAGGUUCACCAGUGGCAGCGGCCCCCCCUUACUCCUCUCCCCCAAGGCUCACCUCUCCUCCACUCCCUAUCAAGGCUCCCCCAAGCCAGUCUGGCUCCGAGCCUUACUCUCCUCCUUACCAAUACCAUGCCUACAGUUACCACCCAGCCCCUCCUCCUCCCCCACCUCCCCCUCCCCCUGCCCCACAUGUGGCACCCUAUGACAAGUACUACCCCCGGGGAGCCACUUACCACUUCUAUCCUCCCACAUACUCUGGGGGCCAGUACCCCCCGACUGCCUCGAGUGCUGAAUACUCUUAUCCUCCCCCGCCAUCAGGAGGCAUGCACUACUCUCAGGAGAGCUACACCUCCUACACCCUGUGUGUGCCCAACGCCCCUCCCCAGGGCCCUCCCCAGGCACUUGCCCUGCCCCCCCCACCUCCCACCUCCAACGGUCCUCACCCCCCUGCGUAUGCCACAUAUCACUACACGGAAUACACUCCGGUCUUCGCGUAUCCUCCCACGGGUACGAUUGUUAAGAUAAACCUCAUAGGACCCUCCUCACAGAGUACAAUAUGCUGUCCAGUGGAUCCAAAAAACGUGUAUACCUGGCCCCCUACUAGAAAUGGUAGAGGGUCAGAAGGUUCAAGCAAUUCGAAUCAGUGCAGUGGACUGGACCAGGGGAGUGGUGCCGGGUAUCAGUAUUCAUAUCGUCCCACCCAGCAGCCACCCCAGCCCUCCAGCAAUGGUGCCCCACAGGGCUGCGGCACACCCUCCGUGUACCAGUCUGGUCCCCUCACGACUGUCAUGACCACCGGCACGCAGCCCACCAUCCAGGUGUUUGGUGCUGUCAUGCCCCAGCAGACGGUCACCCUGAUCCCACCCCAGGAAUCGCAGACAGUCAGUGCUCCUCCUCCCAGUGUCCCCCCACCAGUGCCUGCCCCAGUGCCUCCCGUUGUGCCUCUUUCUCAGCCUCAACUCACCACCGCCACAACCAUGGUGGCCAUGGCACCCAUCAGUGUUACUGUGCCCCUCACCCCUGGGGCCACACAUGCCUCCCAGGCCAGCACUGUUCCAGCACAAGCAAGCACAACUGCCUCUGGGAUUUCUGAGCCUUCUGUACCUGCUCGACACCACACAUCUGCUUAUGGGUCUGGUACUGUGUCUCAGUUAGCCACAGCUAAUAGUUGUAGUACUUCAACCUCUGAGGCAUCCUCAGUGACAGCAUUGCCCCCACAGCCCAUCUCAGCUGCCUCCUCUGAGACACCUUCAUUCACCACUGCUGUUGUUACUGGAGUUCCUCAGACUGCAGUUAACCUGUCACUGCCAGUCACAACUGGUGUUACUGGAAGGACACAUCCAGUUGUGUCUUCAACUGACAGAACUUCUGUGUUGCCACAGACGGCUACAACUCCUUCACAAAUAGCUACUGUGUCAGCAAACUCUCAGGUCUCCCUGCCCAUGUUGAGUCCCACUCAGACCACAGCCACUAUCAUCUCAAGCAAACCUCAGUCCUAUGUGGCCCCUACACAGGUCACAGCAGGUGUGGUGGCUGGAGUGCCUCACCACACAGCCACCUCAACACACGGCACCACAGCCAUAGUCACAGGUGUACCUCAGACUGGUGUAGUGACCACCAAUGUCACCACGGCAGUAGUUACUGGUGUUCCUCAGCCCUCUGUUGCUCCUGUGGCUGUGAGCUCAUACCAGGUCUUGCCAUCUUCAGAGUGUACUAAAGCUGCUGAAAUAAGACCAGCUCAGUGUGCACCACUCCCUGCCAGGGUCACCACCACCCACGCCUCCACCAAUUAUCACACUGUGACACAAACUUUGCCAAGCAACAAAGCAAUAUCUCAUUCACCACAAGGUGCAGGUAAUCUCACUGAAGUUAGUACAACUGAGAGUCAAUUACAGGAACAAACUGCAAAGACUGAGGCAGUCACCCAGGACAGUGUUGUAAGUGGAGGUAAGCCUCACUUAGUUAAUACACACUUCACAACCUCUAGUGUGUCUGGUGCUCAGAAGACUCCCAUCAGCCCCCCACACAUGCCCCACUCAGCCGUCGCUAGCAGCCAGGAGUCUCACCAGGUGUCAUCCAAGAUCAUGAUGGCCGUUGUGACAGGUGUGCCCAAACCCAUGGCUGGCUCCACCCACAUCAACACAGCAGUGGUGUCGGGCGUUCCCCGAGUGCCUGCGGGGACAGCCUGCAGCCCCACUGGUGCCACGGCCAUCCUCGCCCCAGCCAGCCACAUGAAAGAUGCAGCCAGAAUUUCUCUCACUGAUAUUCCAAAGAAACCUCUCUCAACAAUACAAUCUUCCCAAGAUACUCAAGAAAAGAUCAGUCGCAGCUUAUCUCCACCAAGUGAUGUUUGUAAAAGUGUAGCUGUCCUUCACAAAGUUUCUCCCAAUCAGAGUGUGCAGCAUUUUGCCAAAGCUGCAAGCAUAGUGAGUGACAGUAAAUCUCUUUCACACGUCAAAGAUGCCAUAGACCUCACCAUUGCUGAGCCACAGACCACAAAGCCAAGAAGAGCACUAGAAGCUCAUGGGAAUUUAUAUAAAGAUGGGAUGCAAAACACUUGUUCAGUGCCUCCAAUGGAUGAGAGUGGUGUAAUAAUUAGGGAUUGCAUUCCUGCAAAGAAGAGGAAAAUUAACUGUUCAGUUCCUGCACAAACAAUAGAACCUUCUGCAUCUGUAAGCACUGCCAUAUCUACUCCACUCACCCCUCCCUCCUCCAGUGUGGGCUGUUUGUCAAGCAGAAACUGGAGUCCAACACAACCAGGAAUCACUUCUGACACUGUUGUGUCUUGUGCCUCUAACAGUGUGAAUGAAAUGCCAGCAACACCCUCUUUGGACAAUCCCAGUGCAGGUGUUCAGGGGUUGUCCAAAGUGCAAGGCCUCAGUGUUGGUGAGGUGCGGACCAAUUUAAACUCAUUUACACCCAGUCCCUUAUCACUGUCAUCUCUGGGACACAACCAGGCUCCAGUUUUUUCUCAUCCAAAAAGUGUAACUUGCAGCAAUAGCACAUCAGUUGUGUGCUCCUCUGUUACACCACCUCCCACUAGUCAGGCUGGAGGCAUCACCUCUGUUGUAAGAGAUGUGCCAAGACUAAAUGUACAUACUGAUGUUGCACAAAACAAGGACAAUGAAGGAAACAAAGGUACAACCAACAGCAAUCCUCCACAACAGGGGUACCAGAGGUCAGGGCCCCGCCAUCUGCUUUGUCAGACGCUGCCAACACCAACACUUGCAAAAACAGCCACUGCUCCAUUAGCCAAGCCCAAAUCAUCCUCCACAAGCAAUGUUCCAAAAUUAUUGGUUAAAUCUGAGGAAAAGCCCAAAGAUGUGAAACCAAAUAUCAUGGGAAAUGUUCCUAUAAACCAAAGUACUUCACUAUCAUUUGAACUGUCAUCUAAUGUUAUAAGCAAUAACAACAACUCUGCUAAAGAAGAACUUGAGUCUGAUUUUUUAGACGUAAAGACGGACUUGGCCCCUAUAGUCCGAAAAAGAGGCAGACCUCCCAAGACCAGAGACACAAGCAGUGACAGCAACACUUCGGAGACAUCAACCCCAAACUCUAGUGCUCCACUUAGCCAGGAAACAAAAAAAAGCAACUCUCCUUCUAAAACUCUCCAGAAUGCAAAUGAAAAUGAAACUCAAAAGAAUAAGUCUGCUGAUGGAAAUUCUCAAGGUGGCAAAAUCUUGCGAUCACGCACAGAAGAAAAGAAAAAAGAAAAUUCGCAGUCUUCAAGUAUUUCUCCCUCACUCUCUAAGCAAGCAGAAGAUUCCAAAGCAGACAUAAAGCCUGCUGGAGCAAUGAACAUUAAAACGGAAGUUUUACCAAAAAUCAAGACUGAAAAAGUGUCUCCCAAAGGAUCAGCCAAGAUGUCUUCUUUUAAAAUGUGUCCAAAAGAUGUCUCCCAUUUUAAGACCAAAAUUGUGGAAGGUCCUGAUGAAAUACCUUUGAAAAGUGGCUCCAUUCCAAAAAAGUUCGACCUGCCUUCCCCUUCCAAAGGUGGGGGAGUGACAGAGACUUUGAAGCCAACUAAAGUCUUGCGUGACAUGAAGAAGCCCAAUAUAGGAUUGCUGAGUGACCAAAGAGUGCCCAAAAAUAGUUUAGUUGCAUCGAAAUCAAAAUCGAAAGAGGCGGCUGACAAGAAAUCAACUAAUUCAAAUAACAAUGUGAAACGCAGGAGUGGUGAGAAUGUUGGGGUUGGUGGGAAGGGUGCGGCGUCCUCUAGUACAAAGACCAGUGCUGCUGAGGGUGGUGGCAGGACCUCUGUCGCAGGGAAGAACCAAACCUCAAAAUCACAGAAAGCUGCAAAGUCUACCAAGGCUACCUCACGGCGAUCUCCCCCAAACGGAAGACUUAAUCGUAAGAAAAGUCUGCUCUCCUACUUGAAGGAGGACAUAAACGAGAGCGACACAUCCAGUGUGGACUCUGAAGUGGUCACUGGAGGACGGAAGAGAUCACGCAGCAAGGAGGAUCCCCCAAAGUCCAACAGUUCGCCCCUCUUCUGCCCUUCACUGCCAAUCAACGCUGGGUCCCGGAGGAGGAGUGCUGUGAUGCACGGCAAGGGAAAGGCUGCCAAGAAACCUCGGUGGGUCCACAACUGGUCUUGGGAAGGAGAGCCUUUUGAAGGCAAAAUCUGGCUUCGAAAUGAUGAGUUGGAGUUGGACAGGACGUGCUACAGAGCCAUGCGCCACAAGGAGGGCGACAUAGUGCGGGUGAGGGACUGUGUACUGCUGAGGUCAGGCCCACGGAAGACAGACCUCCCAUUUGUUGCUAAGAUUGCCUCUCUGUGGGAAGACCCCGAAACUUCUGACAUGAUGAUGUCCAUACUGUGGUACUACCGGCCAGAACACACCGACUCAGGCCGACGCCCAGACGACCUCCCUGAUGAAAUAUUUGCCUCCAAGCACCGGGACCACCUGAGUGUUGCAUGCAUCGAGGACCGUUGCUAUGUCCUCACCUUCAAUGAGUACUGCAGGUAUAGACGCUUGGUCCGGUUUUUCCAAGAAGGAGUGUACCCAAUGGCUACCCCAGUGCCUGACCCCGAGGAAGGGUAUUGCCGCAAGGAUCGGCUGCCCCCCGGAUGUGUGGUUCCAGACCUCCUGUUCUUCUGCAGACGGGUCUAUGAUUACCGAAUAAAAAGGCUGCUGAAGAACCCUUACUGAGGGUGUGCUUUAGGGGAGGGGCACGGGGCAGGCAGCUACCUGUGGAGGGACACCAACACCGGCUCUGUUGGAUGUGAUGGUGAUGAGGAUGACUCAUUGCAGAAAUUUGAACUGAAUGCACUGAUUAUCUUGUGGCCAAUAAACUGAGUGCUUCUGGAUGUUUGAAGACAUUCCAGACAGUUAUUUGUUUAUAUUAGGGGAAAGAAUAUAUGGAUGGAGGAUAUAUACAUAAAUAUACAUAUAUAUACAUAUAUAUAUAAAUAUUUAUAUAUUAGUAUUUAUAAACUGAAUAUAUUAUGAGAUUGAGUAACAGGACUGAAAAUCAAAUAAGUUAAGGACAGUGAAGGAACUAAGUGAUGUCAUCCUUAUGAUUACUGCCAGUGGUUCUUACUAUAGUGUCACAAUAAGUAUUUUGUCAUAUAAAAUGCCAAUAGGUUUGUACAAAAUACAAAUUUUUAUAUGUAUGCAUUACUUGUGGUGAGCGUCACUUCUUGGCCACCCGUAUAACAUGUUAGUUAAGACUUAUUUAUGAAAAAGCUAAACUUAAGGAACCAAUAAUUCCUUGUUGCCAGUGUUAACUAUCUCCUUGCUUAACAAGUGUAGGUGUUGAGCAAUUACCUUAUUUAAUAAUUAAUGAGAUAUUUUCUGAACCAAAGUUUCAUAUGGUCCUUGAUCUAUUUAUAUUCCUAUGAUUCUUAUCUAGCCAAAUAAUGUCUGUGUUCAAGGAAAACUGUCAGUUUAUACUUGACUCUUCCUAAUGUUUUCUCAGUCUGUAGUUAGAUAACCAUAAGUCAAGAGAAGGCAAGAGAGAGAGUAGUCUAAACCCAAUAGUCUCCGAAAACAUUGAUUCACACUGAGGUGAAGAGUGCUAGAAACUUAGUGAUUAGAGGAUUCUUGACCACACCAAUUUUAUAGUAUACAGCAGCUGACCUGGUUACUUAAAUGUUAAAGAGAACCAUUUGACACAUAUCUCACUGAGUCAUGAUCAUGAGUGUGCAUGUCCUGGUGCAUGGCCAUCAGGGUGGGCAGGUAGCUCCCAGCAGUGGUGCAGCAUCCUCACAAGAGAGACAGACAGAUCUGAACACUGGGGAAUGUUUGCACAGCCGCAGUUGCUGCUGCUGCUCCACCCGGCCCACUGCUUCCUUCCCUCACCUGCCACUCAUUCAUCAUUCAAUACUUGGCUGAAAAUACAUUUGAUACAAACAAAGAGAAUAUAGUAUUAAUAUUUGUAUGUUUAGUUUCAGUUUUCUUUAUUUAUUUGAGGUACAGAAAUAUUUAACCUUAACUUUUAAAUUGUUUGGAAUUUUUAAUUUGACAAUCAUAUUUUUAUAGUUAGUUCUAUUUGAUUUUUGAAAUCAGAAUUAUUAAUUGGAGAUUGAAUUAUGGCUUAUCAAUAUGAAUUAUCAAUUAGUUGUCAAGGACAGGUCUGAAAUUCUUUACCUCGGAGGUAAAUGUGCAUUUUAUUGUAUUUUAUACACUAUAUUAACUGCAGCCUUCUUGUUUUUAUUAAUGUAGUUUUUGGGCUAAUGAUGAAAUUCUUUUAUGCAUAAUUUUGGUAGAACACUUAGGUUGGAAACUAUAAAUGGAAUGAUGGUGUUUUCUAAAAAUUAAUAUUCAUGCAUAAAAACUCACUGAGAUUUGCUCUCUGAACUAUUAGCUAUGAUAACCACUUUCAUCCUAGUCUUUCCUCAAAUUCUCCAUUCCAAGUCUUAAGAAAUGUAGGUAAUUUUAUAGUGUGUGGUGGGCAACCCGAUGCUGCCAGAGGCGGGGUGAGGAAGAUAUUUUUGCAAGUGUAUUGUAACAUCUAAGUGAUAUUCAGAAUUAUAACAGAAAACUUUGUAUUCCUAUUUUUGAGUUUGAUUUCAAAUGUACAAUGUUUUUAUGUGCACAUCUAUAUAUCUAUGUUAUGUUUUUUUUAAAUAUGGUGUUAAUCUUCCAUGUUAAUGCAAUGAAUAACAAGUAUAUAAAAGUGGAAGGUCUGUUCUUUUAGUUCAUAUGUUUUUUUAGACUUUGCAUGCACAAAAUCAGUGGACACAACAAAAUGCUAUGCCCAGACUGUGCAUCUGUUACAAAGCCUGUCUGACAGUGGCACAGACUGGGGGUGCCACUCUGGGCUGGGCCAUUGUGCCCCUCGCUGCUCCACCACUUGGGGGAAAAUAUCAUUGCAAAGGUUCAAGUUUAGUACAGCACGUUUGAUUUGACCUAUACUUUCACUGUUGGUUGCCAUGCACUGCCUUCCUUGCACUUGUAUAAUUGGACACCUUACGACCGAGACUCACAGUUACAGUUUCCCUGGAAGAGCGCACGUACGUAUUCACCUUCUAUCUCGUCGGAUUCCUCGUACUACUGUGUUUGUAACCCUUCGAGUGAAACACAUUUUGAUUCCUGCAUUUUUUCUGUCCUUUCUUUCUGUACUGAUAAGAGACCUGACCAGUUUGUAUUGUGAGAUAGUACUACUACUACUACUACUACUAUUACUACUAUAUGCAGGAAGGCCACUGCUCUGUGCACCCAAUCUACAACUACAUGUGAAGAUGAUUCAUUUUCUAGUGGUACUUUUUUUUAUUUUUUUAUUAUUAAUUAAUUAAUUUUUUUUUUUUUUAUUGUUGUUGUUGCUGCUUGAUAGGCAAUGGGUAUUUUUGUAUCGGUUGAGGCAGAAUGUCACAGAAGCAGUUUUGACAGUAGUUGUUCUCUUGUCCUUCAUCGCUCAGAAGUGUUAAUACAACAGUUUUAAAUUUUUUGUCUUUAUGUCUCUGAAUGCGUCUUUGUUUGGUUCUGACCUGUGGAUGAAAGAUGUGUUAUUAGGUUUCUCAUUGUUAUCAUUGUUAUUAUUGUUUCUCAUUAGUUUACUCUUUUUUUCGUAAUUAAUGUUGUUGUUUUUUUUUUUUGUGUGUGUGUUUAAUUAUACUUCAGAAUUAUGGGAGUUUGAUAAUUACAUUUAUUAUUAUUAUUAUUAUUAUUAUUAUUAUUAUUAUUAUUAUUAUUAUUAUUAUUAUUAUUAUUAUUAUUAUUACUACUCAUUGUUAUUAUUAUUAUUAUUAUUAUUAUUAUUAUUAUUAUUAUUAUUAUUAUUAUUAUUAUUGCAGUUACUAUUCUUUAUCAUUAUCAAUUCUCCAGGCUUUGCUAUUGGAACAACCUUCAGUAGGAGUCACAUAGUUAAAACAGCUUCCCGGAUAUCUUGCCACCAACCAGCAAAAUAAUGUAAUACUACUUCCCUAUUUUACCGUUCGACUGAGAAGAAAAAAAAGGAGUAGUCUUUCUUUAGAGUAUGAGUGUGGCAAACAGAGGACGUGGAAAUUGUGUUAACGAAGUCUGUUAUUACCUGUCCCUGUAGUCUGUAGUCCGUGUUUAGGUAGGCCACGUUUUUCCUUCGAAGUCCUUAUCUAGAUCAGAGCUUUUCCGGAGAGUGAUUGGCGGCAAGUCUUGGCCGUCAGUUUGUGUUGUGCUAGUGACUAGGUGAUAGUUAGUCUUUGGGUAAUUUGUUAUGGCAAGGAGUCUAUAUUAUUACAGCAACUGAGUACGAUAAGAUAUUGUACAUAAGAAAAUAGAUUUAUGUUUAAAAUGAAUACAAUUACAAAUUUC
This is a messenger RNA of Scylla paramamosain (green mud crab), 13643 nucleotides long. RefSeq names its product mucin-2-like. The record is from RefSeq and is a predicted model, not a curated record. Lineage: Eukaryota; Metazoa; Arthropoda; Malacostraca; Decapoda; Portunidae. Gene Ontology annotation, molecular function: chromatin binding; transcription cis-regulatory region binding. Gene Ontology annotation, cellular component: chromatin silencing complex. Gene Ontology annotation, biological process: heterochromatin formation; negative regulation of DNA-templated transcription. Bases 303 to 10061 code for a protein of 3252 amino acids. The transcript is spliced from 12 exons.